UGGUGGCUCACUGUGCCCCGGACCUCUGCCUGUCAUGUCCGGGCUGCACAUGUGGGCCCCACGGUUCCUGUUCCUAUGGCAGCUGUUGUGGCUGCAGGUCCAGGCAGCUCCGAUUCCGGUGGCCAUGGACUCUAGCCUGCUGACCUCCAUCCCCCUGGGACCUACCGAGCCCUGGUCUUGGGAUCAGCAAAAUCCUGCAAACCUUGAACUUCUUUCUGUCGACCGUGAUGCCUCAGCUGUACUUGCAGAGGCCCCUGAGAAAACGGAACCUUCUCUGAACCCUCAGGAGGCUUCAACUCAGCUUCCAACCCAACAAGAAGCCUCAACUCAGUCUACAGUGUUCCAAGAGCCUUUGAAAUUUUUGUUCGACCACCAAGGAGAUCAAGAUAAGCAGCAGCCCUACCCUGAAUAUGUUCAAUCUUCAAAGAGCUCAGCUCUACCUCCUGUGUCUCUAGCCAAUAUACAAACUUCUUCAAUCCAUCUGAAGGGUCAAGGUCAACUUCAAAAAUCCACUAUGGAUGUUGAAGCUCAACCUUCAGUACAUCACGAAGCAAUAUCUUCACUUCCAGAUUGGGGUAAAGUUCAGCAUCAAGUGUUGUCUAUCAGUAUUGAUGAUGUGGAUCUGGGGAUUUUGAUAAAGCCAAAGACCCCUAAGAAGAAUGAACCACCUUCAACUGACAAGGAGGUCUCUUUUUACCCUCCCAGGCCAACUGAAAAUAUCUACCCUCCAUACCAGCAGGAGAUCCCAGCUCAGCCUAUUUCACAGGCUAACGCUCUGCAGCAGACUACAGCUCCUCCAAAGCACUCUGAGGUGACAGUUCCACGUCCACAGCCUGUUCAUUCUCAGCAGCCAACCUUUCCACAUUUGGACCUGGGACUCACCAUCACCCCAGAACCAACUUUGGUAACUGAUGCUCCUCCAAAGCACCCUGAAAUGACACUUCCAUAUUCAGAGCCUGUUCAGGCUCUGCAGCCAACCUUGUCUGAGGUCUCAGCUCUAUCUUUUGAUAUGGAAGUUGCCAAAACUCAGCAACCAGACUCAUAUGAGAUGGUACCUCUAAUGACUGAACAGAGUGCCACCAUGAACAUAUGUGAGUUCUGUACCUGCAGUAUUGGGACACUGUCGUGUAUUGGUUUUGGCACAAAUCAGAAGCUCAACAAAGUGCCUGUGUCAGAGCCCGGCAUCUACAACGGCACCUUCACCAUCUUAAACUUGCAAGGAAAUGCUAUUUCUUACAUUGGUAAAGAUACGUGGAAGUCAUACCAUUUGGUUGAGAAACUAAAUCUCAGUGGAAAUAAUUUGAGAGAAUUACGUAAGGAUUCAUUUGAAGGCCUGUUUUCCCUCCAGUAUUUAGACUUAUCCUGCAAUAAAAUAGAAUUUAUUGAAAGGAAUGCAUUUGAAUCACUACCUUUUUUACAAUAUAUAAAUCUUGGUUGCAAUUCAAUCACAAAAGUGAACUUUGGAACAUUUCAGGCCUCACAUGGAAUGCAGUUUUUACACAAGUUAAUCCUCAAUCGUAACCCUCUGACAACCGUUCAAGAUCCUUAUCUUUUUAACUUGCCAGCAUUGAAAUAUUUAGACAUGGGAGCAACCCAAGUGUCAUUUACAACAGUUGAUAACAUCCUCAAGAUGACCCUUACACUGGAAAAACUGAUCUUACCUAGCCGUUUGGCCUGCUGCCUCUGCCACUUUAAAAAUAGUAUUGAGGCUGUUGCCAAGUCAAUCAAACUGCAUUGUGACAAUGAGUGUCUGGUAAAAACACAUUGUGAUGAACAAGUACUUACAGAACGACCAUUCAUGAAAAUAUUAGAAGACCGGAAAAACUACAACAGCAGUGAGCUGACAAUUGAGCCAGAGAGGACAGCCCCAAAGAAAAAUAGCGAGACUUUGUCAGCCUUCAUGAGCCUCCUGAUGAAAUUGCUUGAUGAGCAGCAGGAAGUAAAGGUUUCCAAGGAAGAGUUGGAUACAGAACAAUGGAAAAAUGAGAGGAUGGAAGCCCCGGGGGAACAGGAAGAGGAGGAGUCAAAUGAGUUCAGAAAUGAAGUGCCAGGAUAUAAGAACUACAACAAAGUCAUCAUAGCAUCACCUGUGAUUGCAGUAGUAGCUUUUUAUUUCGUAGUUUUCUGUCUCAUUGCGAUUUGUCACAGUAAGGAGGCUUCAAAAGAAAGCUCAAGGGGCUCUCUUGCAAGUGGCCAGCAGAACAAAUCAGCAGAAUACCAGCUGGAGGAGGGCGGUUUCUGCAGAAGACUGUUUCUUUGGCUGAAGAAUCUGUUUGCAUCUUUCCUGGCCAUAUUUAAGAAAAAUGAGCAGAAGUCUCAGGAUACAACUGAGAAUGUAGCUUUCCUAAAAAUGGAACAGAGUGAAGAAGCCACAGGAGAGAGGAUAAAUACAUCAGAAUAUCCUGCUGAAGAGGCAGCAGAGGAAAGUGAAGAAUAAAACCUCCACUGAUUGAACUACAUCCUCAGCCUUAUUAGCAUUAUUAAACAUACUAGAGGCCUGUUGCAUGAAAAGAUUCGUGCAAUAGGCCUUCCCUUCCCCUG
Messenger RNA from Myotis brandtii (Brandt's bat), 2541 nucleotides. RefSeq names its product leucine-rich repeat-containing protein 37A. Gene Ontology annotation, molecular function: protein binding. The record is from RefSeq and is a predicted model, not a curated record. Lineage: Eukaryota; Metazoa; Chordata; Mammalia; Chiroptera; Vespertilionidae. The transcript has 15 exons. Bases 35 to 2437 code for a protein of 800 amino acids.